AUGGCUAUGAUUGAUCUCUUUCCCGCUCUCAAUCGGCCAUAUGACAAGAAAAAACUCCAACAAUCCCGACUUCAGCUCCUGACUGAGAUACGUCAGUUGUGGGGCAUGAAAGAGCCCAGCACAGACGACUUGGAUGACAUUCGUACAAAAAUGGCAUAUCAUAAUAGCAUCGUUGACAUUAUCAAUGGGCCGGAGGUCACAGCUCGUCUAUACCCGAUCCACAAACUCCCUCCAGAACUCUUCACCCAGGUACUCCGUGAAGUUUCCUUCGAGGGAUUUGUUGUCGAUACAUUAAAUCCUCCCAAAUGUCGCUGGAACACCAAAGUCCUGUUCCGCCUGACCUUGGUAUCUCAAAGUUGGAAGAGUUUUAUUACGAGCACGCCCAGCUUCUGGACGUACAUCAUUCUCAGCGAAUAUCGAUCCAACAGAGCAUCGACAUGUUUGCAACUCUCUCGACAGUUACCGAUAUCCUUACACAUUAUUUACUCUGUUACAAUGGAGACUUCCACGAUCUGGCAGGAGAUGUCAAAAAAUCGUGACCGAAUAGUUUCCGUCAUCUAUGAAGACAAGCUUGGCCGUAGAGAGGGAGACAGGCAAGGUGACCCUGAAUCAAGAUUUAGGAGUUGUAUGAAAGGUCUACCUCUUCUCCCUGCCCUCGAGAUCCUCAAGUUCCCAGAUUUCUACUCUGUCAGCUCUGACCUCCAAUAUGCCUUGGACCUAUAUCCCACAUUGCGGGAGGUAUACGGUUGCCAGCUGGAAGAAAAUCACAUUCAAUGUUUGAUGUCGCGAUAUUCUCCAUGCAUAACUAUUCGCAAGAACUUUAAAUCGUUAUGGCCUCUCCUAGCGUCCAACCCUCUUUUGAAGGACGUCAAAUGCUUGUUCUAUCUGCGCGAGUGUGACACCUCACCUAUCGUCCCUGGUCCUUUGGAUUGGAGGAGACUAUCUGUGACUCUUAUUAACCUACCGUUCUCCAUCGGGAUUACGGAACAACUCACACAGCUCGUUGAGUUAAACGUUCGAGGAUACUUUGCCACUCUUUUUCAACUCUUUAAAAAUAUAUAUCGACUUUCCCAACUCCAAAAGUUGAAAAUAGAGCUACUAAUCGACAACCCAAUGAUGGUACCACAGGAUUUACCAGUUUCAUUUUCCAGCAAUGCCGCCGUCGAAAUAUUUGACUUAUAUCUCCGCUUUAUAUCGAAAGGUGAAUUAGAUUCAUUGGAUGAUGAUGAUGAGUCAGAAUCAUCGGAGGAGGAGGAUCUCCCCAUCGAACCUGCAGAAAAGCAGAAAAUCGAGGAGUUUGUGGCCAUGAUGAUCAAGAGUUUGCCUGUCAUUCGAGACCUUCGGCUUUCUAUCGAUGAUUUACCAGGAGUAUCUACUCUCGGCGGG
This is a messenger RNA of Acaulospora colombiana, 1386 nucleotides long. NCBI's taxonomy places the organism in Eukaryota, Fungi, Glomeromycota, Glomeromycetes, Diversisporales, Acaulosporaceae. The record is from the annotation of a GenBank genome assembly.